AUGAACCAAUUCACACUCAUCCUCUCCUUCGUCUUAUUGAUCGCCGUAGCGAAGGCCACGAUCCAUACCACAUGUUACAACCACUUUUUGAAGAAGGACGGAUGUAUUUACUCUUCUGCAGCCAACAAUACCCGCUGCCAACUUCCAGCCAAGAACAACCCCUCUCCGGCUGGUCAGCUCUCCACGGCUUCCGAGAACACAAAAAGGAGCGAGCCACACCGUCUAGACCGCCGCUACGACUCUCAACAACCAGUCUUUCCUAUUGGUGGCGGUAAAGGGAACUGUGGUGAGUAUAAAUCAUCCGAAGUGCUCGGGGUAUGUCUGUGGAGUGGAGCCGAGCAGGACAACCCUACCGUUGAAACCGCAGGAUGGCUCAACAGUCUCAAGACAUCCAACUGUGGAAAAAGAAUAUACAUCCACCGAACCGGAAGGCCCGAUACGGUUCAGUAUGCGAAGGUCGUUGAUGGCUGCUCGUUCGACACUAAAGUAUUAGAUCUCGGAUGUUCUCAGAUUGGACUGUCCGUUAAGCUGUUCAAUAAAUUCAACCCCACGGACAAAGAAAAGAAAGAUCAGUUCCUUUACGGUGGAUUCACCUGGGACUUUGACAACUUGAAAGGUAAAAGUCCCCAACAAGUUAAAAAGUCCAUUGCUAGUACCUUGUAUAUACAUGAUAUGGCAGAUCCAGUCAACUUUAAAGACAUCCACAAUGUCCGAAAGGUUUCAAUGUAA
Messenger RNA from Puccinia triticina, 729 nucleotides. RefSeq lists its product as uncharacterized. NCBI's taxonomy places the organism in Eukaryota, Fungi, Basidiomycota, Pucciniomycetes, Pucciniales, Pucciniaceae. Bases 1 to 729 code for a protein of 242 amino acids. The transcript has 10 exons. The record is from RefSeq and is a predicted model, not a curated record.